Molecule: messenger RNA, 1095 nt
Organism: Dovyalis caffra
Lineage: Eukaryota; Viridiplantae; Streptophyta; Magnoliopsida; Malpighiales; Salicaceae
Source: the annotation of a GenBank genome assembly
AUGGGGACAAUACAUCGCAGUGGAGUUAAUAGGAAACCAAAUGAUAGUGCCAGACUCAUUUUUGUGACAAUCAUCGGAGUUGUUUUUGGAUUUUUUGUUGGUAUUUCGUUUCCAUCUUUUACUUUUACAAAGAAUGAAUUUAGAAGAAGCACGUCACUUGAAACUCUUGGAUCAAGCAGCAAUGUCACUAAGAUUUAUGUUCCAACAAAUCCUCGUGGUGCGGAGUUAUUACCUCCAGGAAUUGUUGUGGCUGAAUCAGACUUGUACUUGCGAAGAUUAUGGGGUGAACCUAGUGAGGAUAUACAGAAGAAGCCAAAGUAUUUAUUAACAUUUACAGUUGGUUAUGAUCAGAGGAAUAACAUUAAUGCAGCAGUUAAAAAGUUUUCUGAUGAUUUCCAAAUUUUGCUUUUCCACUAUGAUGGUCGGACAAGCGAAUGGGACCAGUUUGAGUGGUCAAAAAGUGCAAUCCAUGUUAGCGUGACAAGACAAACAAAAUGGUGGUAUGCAAAAAGGUUUUUGCAUCCUGAUAUAGUUGGAGCUUAUGAAUAUAUUUUUAUAUGGGAUGAAGAUCUUGGAGUGGAACAUUUUAAUGGAGAGAAGUAUAUAGAAUUGGUCAAGAAACAUGGUCUGGAGAUCUCUCAACCAGGCCUUGAACCUAAUAAUGGACUUACAUGGCAGAUGACGAAGAGAAGAGGUGAUCGAGAAGUUCACAAGGAUACAAAGGAGAAACCAGGCUGGUGUAGUGACCCACAUUUGCCUCCAUGUGCUGCCUUUGUGGAAAUCAUGGCCCCUGUAUUCUCUCGUGAGGCUUGGCGCUGUGUGUGGCAUAUGAUUCAGAAUGAUUUGGUGCACGGAUGGGGGUUGGAUUUUGCUCUCAGAAAAUGUGUAGAGCCUGCACAUGAAAAAAUUGGAGUGGUUGAUUCACAGUGGAUUAUUCAUCAAGUAAUUCCUUCUCUUGGCAGCCAGGGGAAGUCAGAGAGGGGAAAAGCUCCAUGGGAAGGGGUGAGAGAAAGAUGCAAAAAGGAGUGGUCUUUAUUUCGGAAACGUCUUGCAGAUGCUGAACAGGCAUACCUCUCUCGGACUUCAAAGGGGUGA